Molecule: messenger RNA, 351 nt
Organism: Plasmodium fragile
Lineage: Eukaryota; Apicomplexa; Aconoidasida; Haemosporida; Plasmodiidae
Exons: 3
Coding region: 1-351 (116 amino acids)
Source: RefSeq, a predicted model, not a curated record
AUGAAACUCAAGUUAAACUUUGGGAAAAAGAAAAGAGGAUUUGACUGGAACAUAAUCGAGGGUUGCAAAUCCCUCUUUGGGAAAUUUUUUGGAAGCGGUGUUGACAAAUAUUUUAAAAUAGUUAACCUUUCAAUAAUUGCAAUAUUCGUCACAGUUUUGAAUUAUAUAUACUCCUUUGACAUAAAAAAUGCAAGGAAGAAGGACAAAAAAUUGCUCUACAUGUACUACGGAUUUUUAGUAUGUCUUGUAGGGUUCGGAAUCAGUAUUAACUGGAUAUACUUCGAGUAUUGCAAAAAUAAGAAAAAUAGAAGCUCCCCCUUGGAAAUUAAAAUGGGAAGCAAAAAGAAAUAA